Mucor mucedo is the source of this 1978-nucleotide messenger RNA. RefSeq lists its product as uncharacterized. The transcript has 5 exons. The record is from RefSeq and is a predicted model, not a curated record. NCBI's taxonomy places the organism in Eukaryota, Fungi, Mucoromycota, Mucoromycetes, Mucorales, Mucoraceae. The coding region runs from base 277 to 1686 and encodes 469 amino acids.
AUAAUUCUCUACAGUGUUAAAUAAAAUGCAUGUAUAGCCGCUUAUACGUCAACAUCAUUGAGUAAUUCGCAUGAGUGCGGUGUCUAAGUAGCAUGAACUGAUAAAAGAGAAUAGUAAACAUACAAACGCACUCUGAUUGGCCAUACUAUUUUGUAAUCCGAUUUUUUUUUUUGUGUUUGUUCCUCUUUUACUACUUCGUAUUUUUUCCCUUUCCCCAUCACUAUAACUCGGUGUUAACAGCCAUUCACACACAAAAAUAAACGAAAUAUAACCAAAAUGACUGAAUAUCAUGCGUCUACAGCUGGUGUCCCACAAAAUGUGUUUACAUUACCAACACCCAUUGACAUUACACUGACACCUUUUUGGUCCACUGUGUUACAAAAGGACAACUUUCUCUUGCAGAAGUCUUCUUCACCGGGAAACCCCAUAUUCAAAAGUUUAUUCAGCACCAUUGCCAGCGUGUUUGAUACCAAAUUACCACCUUAUCGUAUCCUGUUCCAACGAGACGUCAACACGAUGUGCCUUCAAGUGGCUGUAGCUGAAUCAGAUAAAGCCAUAGAUGCCGCUUGGUUUUGGAUUGAAAAAAAUAUCAUGCCCGAAUUAGAUACGAUCGAUAAUCCGUUCGAAAAAGAGAAAUGGGUGGCAGAAAAAAUACACAUGAUUGUCACCGCUAUCGAAUAUGGGUCGGAUGAACUAUCGUCGGAUGAAAACGUAAGAAAUGCUUCAAGAACAUUUCGUCAGAUCUUUGAUAUACCGCAUUCAGAACGCUUUGUCAGCUACUAUUCUUGUGCUUACAAGGGCAGACAGGGAUGGUUAUACAUGAGUGAGAAUUACAUUGGAUUCCAUUCAUUUUUACUUGGCGCAGAGACAAAGAUAUUGAUUGAAUUAAAGGACAUUCAAGAGUUGAAAAAGGAAAAGUCAAAGGGUAUAUUUGAUGAUAGUUUAAGGAUUAUUACCAAGGAUAAAGAAGAGUACCCGCUUUCCAACAUGUUUAAAAGAGACGAAGUAUAUGACUUGUUAAUCCAACUCACCGGUCAAGCGAUGCAAAAAUGGCUGAAAAAUGCCGGUGGUGAAGCACCUGGUCAAUCCAACGAUGCCGACUUUAUAGCCUCCGAAAUCAUUCAUCAACGUAGCUUACAAGAGACUUCGAAAAUCACUGACUCACGUUCUCAUCAUCAACUUGUGAGUCCUCUAAAACACGACUUGGCUGCUCGGAAGCGAGACCAAGCUUAUCACGCUCGAUUUAGACUACCCGCCACCGAAAACUUGAUCAAAGGCAUGGACGCUACUUAUUCCAAAGACGCUUGUCCAGAUCGUGAUAAUAAAUUUUAUCCACAAGUGCCUCCAGGUCAAGUCAAUUUACUCGGAAGAGUGUAUUUGUCCCAGAAUUUUUUAGCUUUUGAGUCUCAAGAAAGAUUACCAGCACCCCAACAACAUUUACCCGUUUGUAAAGCAGUGCUUCCAUUAUAUACCAUCAAGCGCGUAGAGAGAAUGAACAGUGGCGCUUAUACAUCCGGUGUUGUUGUAACAACAUGUCACAAAAUGGAACACGAAUUCUUGUUACACGUAAGUAUGUGUGUGUGUGUGUGUGUGUGUAUGUGUGUGUGUGUGUGCUCACAUCCUCAAUUUUUUAACAUAUUCCUCAGGCUGAAAAAAUCGACGGCGAUCAGUUCUGUGAAACUUUAAAAAGCUUGUUACUAAAACAAGUACCUACCUUUAAAAGAGUCAAACCAUUUAUGGCAACUUGCGAAUCGGAACAGUUAUUUAAAACGGAUAGUCUUGUAGACACCAAAAUCCAUGUCGGUGGGUUAGGUAUGGACUAUGGAUAUCCUGAGAAUUCAAAGCGAUCUAAAGAUAAAAGCAAGACAAAACUUUGGAAGUUAUACUUUCAAGAGAACGGUCGGAACUUGACCAUGGUAAAAUUACCCACCUUUGGAAAACUUGUUCGGGUGGGCUUACCCAACUCAUUAAGAGGUGA